This is a messenger RNA of Haliotis rubra (blacklip abalone), 3058 nucleotides long. RefSeq lists its product as uncharacterized. The record is from RefSeq and is a predicted model, not a curated record. The coding region runs from base 859 to 2604 and encodes 581 amino acids. The transcript has 6 exons. NCBI's taxonomy places the organism in Eukaryota, Metazoa, Mollusca, Gastropoda, Lepetellida, Haliotidae.
CGGUUUGCCAGAUUAGCAGCCAUUUUGUUCACUUAUGUCGAUCAGGGUGAAUUGUCAUACCAGUUGUAGAAGAGAUCUGUGAUAACGACAUAGCGAGAUGAUCAGACCUCAAACGUCAGAUUCAUCCACUAUUCCAAUAGUACAAUUCCCAGGUUCCGUAAGCCCUACGGAUGACCGAGGGGACAGAGCAAGACCCCAAGAACGACGCAUGCGGCGUUUCCAACCACACUGGCAGGACGCAUAUCCCUGGGUGUUCUUCGACGAGGUAUUGGGCAAGAUGUUCUGCAGAAUCUGCAAAGAAAACCCCGAUGUUUCGGAUCCGGCUUCUGCAUACUUUACAGGUGGUUGUUCCAAUUUCCAGAUCAUGUCCCUUCAGAGUCAUGCCAAGAGCAAAGGUCACAUCAGUGCUGAGGAAGUCGCUCGAAUGAAGUCGGGGGCAGGCGUAGACGUGUUCCACACCUGGAGCCCUGACCAAACUUCAACAGAUGCAUCAUCUCCAUCAUCAUCCUCUGGACCUGCAAUAGCCGGACACCCCAUGCAAUUUGCUCAUCCCAUUCACCUGUUCACCAACAACGUCAGGGCUUCUCAAUACAAGAGCACAACUGAUAUGAUUAAUGAAGGCUUUAGGGCCAUGCACGACAGACUCUUAAAAAAUAUGGACACGACUCGUUCAGAAGGUUCUGUGUUCCCUGCGAGGCAACUCAGUUCCUACACAGCACCAACCCAGGGUAUGAUGAAGCAACAGUAUCCCCCCAGUUCCACCUACCACAACACUGAAUCUGCAGACAGUCUGAGAGAAUCCCCAGGACAUCCCAGAGUUUUCUCACACAAAGUUAUCCCUCGCACAAAGUGAAAGCCAUGUUUUUAAAUGCACAUGCUGCCGCUAAGAGAGGCAUGUCGAAACAGGACUACGUGUGGAUGUGCGACUUGGAUAAAGCCAAAGGACUGGACAUGGGAGACCAGCACGACGCUGAAGAAUGCCAAACAAUACAGAAAUUGAUUGCGAAAUCUGUAACUAAUCGACUUCGAGCUGCCAUUGAAAAGUGCCGUUACUUCUCCGUUAUAUGUGACACAGUAACUACACGCACUGCUGACAUGCUUGUCUUUUACAUUAAAACUACUGAACGAGGAAGAUCACGAUGUUACGUUGUGAGCGCCUUAACUGUAGAAGCAAAGCAGGAAGGGAGCUUUUCAGAACAGUUGGAGAAGGCUUUGGGGACAGAACUGGAUGGCAUCAACUGGAAACCAAAGCUGAUCGGUGUCCUCCAUAAUGUAGACAUGAAGUGGUAUGAGACCAAGAAAGUCCCGGACCCUCCUGUAGCUAAACCAGAGAUUGCUUCUGUCAAAAUAAAAACAGAGCCAGGUGUCACGCCAUCACCAUCACCUCCACCUCCACCACCACCACCACCACCCGCAACGGAGACGCCACCACCACUGUUCGCACAUAGGUGUCUUCUCCACCGAAUUCAGCUGUUUGUGACGGAGACAAUUAGACCGCUUCCCUACGAUAAACAAAUCUCAGACGGUCUCAGAUUGGUGAAACAACUUUGUGAGGAUGUGUUCCCAAAUUCCUUGUCCCGGAAAAGCGGAGAGUCUUUGUGCGAGCAGACAACAUGGCCAUCAGAUAGACUUGCUGAUGUUCUUGUUUUGACAAAGAAGUUCUCCAGUAUUAUGGGAGUAUUAAACAAGCAGGAAAACAGGAGUUGUCCAAGCAUUCCAGAUGUGAUGCAUUUCUUCAAGUCCCAUCGUUUUGUCAAAUAUAUUCACUUUUUGUCUGACCUUCUGGGAGUUCUCGACAAUGCUUUCCAAACACUUGGGAAAAGUGACACCACCAUUGGAGAGGUGUACGAGACCAUCAGCGACACCAUUGACAACGUGAAGAAAUUACAAAAAAGAUCGGGACAACAGCUUGUGAAAGUCGAAAAAGAUCCAGAAUUCCAAGGCUUCUUCCUCUCGACUGAAGGUAUGGAUGAUUUUGAGACUGACCGUGAAUUCAUUCUGACGUCACUCGUCGCUGACCUUGCACCCCGAUUGUGUGACCUUCAGGAAGACAAGAUGGCCGCCAUGGCAAAACUUGCAAGUCUUCAACAAUGGCCCGAGGACACAGAAGACCUGAAAGACUAUGCCGAUGAGGACCUUCUACUUAUUGUUGAGACCUACAGCGGCGUCCUGCGUGACAGCGGAGUCGACACUGACAAGUGCCUGAUGGAGUGGUCUCAGCUGAAAAAUCAUGUCCGGCGGAGAUUUUCAAGUCCUGCCAAUACUUCGUGGGAAAGCAUCAUACCGACUUGUAAGGGAAAGUGUGAGAAUGUCCUAGCUGUUCUAUCGUUUAUUCUUACCAUUCCUGGACAGUCGGUUGAGGUAGAGAAGGGAUUUCACUAUCUUCAGCGACGGAACAAAGAGGAGUGUCUUCUAGCAGAUGAAGUGCGCGACCAGCUGCGAAUUUUCCAUAAUCUGCCGAACAUUGGUGAAUUUGACCCGGAUCCAUACAUGGAAACUUGGCAAGAACACAAUAUUCAAGAUGGCGUGCCGCCUAAGAAGAAAGCUCGCCGAAUCACGCCGGAGGAAGACGAGGAAGCGUAUCCAGUGUUCUUCUCAGAGUGAACAUAUUCUUCGUUUAAAAACAUGUGACUUAAAGUGACUUAUUUGAUUUUUACGGUAAAACGUUGGAGAUAGAUGUUUGCAGUGUGCGAAAUAGUUUCCAAAUUUUGCUUGCCAGUCGGGCUAGCUGUACCUGAAAGUUACUAGCCCACAAAAUAAUUCAUUAGCCCGACAUUUGAAUGUAGAAACUAAGCAAGAGAUUAUGCAAUGGGAAGCUGCUAAUAUCAUGAACAUUUGUUUCAAGCCAUAAUCAUGCAUGAUUUAAAAGUGUAUUGCAACUUAGUCAGAGAGAGCUGUAUUUACAGAAUUACUCCAUGAAAAUCACUGAGUCUGUGGAGAUUAACUGGCCCCACUGGAUUUUACAAGCCACGGGCUAUUUCGUACCCUAGAUGUUUGUAUGUACUUUCUAAUGUUCCAACAACACACCAAUAAUAAUAAUAAAACAAUGAAUUUAUUU